Messenger RNA from Ornithodoros turicata, 1176 nucleotides. RefSeq lists its product as uncharacterized. Gene Ontology annotation, molecular function: zinc ion binding; nucleic acid binding. The record is from RefSeq and is a predicted model, not a curated record. Bases 1 to 1176 code for a protein of 391 amino acids. NCBI's taxonomy places the organism in Eukaryota, Metazoa, Arthropoda, Arachnida, Ixodida, Argasidae. The transcript has a single exon.
AUGGACGUGGGCAGAGGGAGACGCUGCGCAUCAAGUGCCAUCGGCGACUCCCGGAGGUCUGCUCAGCCGCUCAGCGCCCCGAGCCGGUCACCGGUUGCCUGGUGCCAGAGCAGCGCUCUCGGGAGCGAUAACGGGCCACGGUCAUCGACAACGGAGCUUAUGCUCGGCGCUCCUGACCUGCAGGGCCCUGACAGCGCCCUAUGCACGGAAGGCGACCCACAGGGUCACGAACAGGGCGAGCCGCCGUUUCAAGUCGUCACCCACAAAGAGAGUCGCCCAGGGGGCAUCCCGGUAGUCUUCAGGUGCAAGAGCGACUCGGAUUCCUUCUGGAAUGUGAACCCUGACCUUAUCGCCCAUGACAUCCUAACAGCGACUCAGGAGAAAGUGCUCCAUCAUCGAAUCAAUAAGCAGGGCACUCUCAUCCUUCAUGUCUCCUCCGAGCAUUCGGCGCGCAGACUGCUCAGCCUGAAGUCGCUUUCGAGUAUUCCUGUCGAACCCCGUAUUCCGGCUUCGUAUACUCGUACCAUGGGCAGAAUAUCGGGUGUUCCCCGCCGUUAUAGCGAGGACCAGCUAUUGGAGUUCUUCAAACCCCGUGGAGUCACCGCCGUUAAAAGAGAAAUGGCCUUCUCCCGUGAAAGCGACGGAUCUGCCACUGCAAUCACGAAGUCCAGCGUCCUAUUGACUUUCCAAACGGGCCUCAUGCUCCCUGCAGAGAUUCCCCUUGGGUUCACGUACUACCGCGUUUCGGAGUACAUCGACCCUCCUGUUCAGUGCUUCAACUGUCAAAAGCACGGUCACUAUGCAAAGGCCUGUCGUGGGCCACAAAGAUGUAAAGUGUGCUCUGGCCCACAUGACUAUAAAGAGUGCACUGCUCGGCUCGAGCCGAAGUGUGCCAAUUAUGCCGGACCACAUACUGCAACCUUUCGGGCGUGUAAAGUUGCCAAGGCUGCUGCUGCUGCCCAUCGGCGACGGGUCCUGAAUGGGAAGGCCAGCUCUGCGCCGCCAGACAAGCGACCGUCCCCUGUUUCUGCUGACCACUUCCCGAGCCUUCCUGAGCCUUCCCGAGUCUUCCCAAGCGUUCUGAGGAGUGAACAGACCUUAAGAGAAACAAACGAAGCACCCCGGUCUAAUCUUGCAUGGUAUCAUCCGAAGCAGAAAUCGAGAUCUCCUCUUUAG